This is a messenger RNA of Brassica oleracea var. oleracea, 2070 nucleotides long. RefSeq names its product probable LRR receptor-like serine/threonine-protein kinase At3g47570. Gene Ontology annotation, biological process: protein phosphorylation. The transcript is spliced from 3 exons. Gene Ontology annotation, molecular function: protein kinase activity; protein binding; ATP binding. The record is from RefSeq and is a predicted model, not a curated record. The coding region runs from base 1 to 2070 and encodes 689 amino acids. NCBI's taxonomy places the organism in Eukaryota, Viridiplantae, Streptophyta, Magnoliopsida, Brassicales, Brassicaceae.
AUGGAAGCGGAGAUCCCGUACAGUAUGUCUAGACUGACACGUAUGAAGUUUCUCCGAAUAGCAGCAAACCACUUUUCUGGCGUCUUUCCGCAUCCAAUUUGCAACCUAUCGUCCCUUCUAUUUUUAUCUAUCCCUGACAACAAUUUCUUUGGUAAACUCAGGCUUGAUUUUGACAAGGUUUUUCCAGAUAUUCAAGUGUUAUUCUUGAAUGGAAACAAUUUUGAAGGGGAUAUUCCAUCUUCACUGGCCAAUAUAUCAUCUCUUAGGAAAUUUGAUAUUGCAGACUGCCACAUGACCGGAAGCAUUCCUUUGGGUUUCGGAAGAUUAUAUAAUCUCAAAAUACUUGGCUUAGUGAUAAUUUCUUGGGAAGUUACUCCACCAGAGAUUGAUUUUCUUAGCAGUUUGAAAAAUUGCACUCAACUCCAGUUUCUUGGUGUUAGAGACAACAGACUUGGGGGCAUCUUGCCUCAUUCCAUAUCCAAUCUCUCCAAGCAAUUGACUUUUGUCUCCCUUGGAAAAAAUCACAUUUCUGGGACCCUUCCUCUUGACAUUGGAACCCUUGAAUGCCUCGUAGCAUUAAAGGUCGAAGAUAACCUCUUCACAGGUGAAAUUCCCGCCUCCCUCGGGAAGCUUUCUAGAUUAGAAAAUCCCCACUUAGAGUCUAAUAUGAUGUCAGGAGACAUGCCAUAUUCCUUGGGAAACCUCAGUAUGAUAGCGCAACUCUGUUUAUAUCGAAACAGUCUCAAAGGAAGCAUCCCUUCCAGUCUUAGAAACUGCAGUUACCUUCUUUACCUUUCACUUCAUUUCAACAUGCUGUCUGGCUCCAUACCUCGAGAACUCAUGGAAGUUCGGUCUCUUCCUACCUUGGAUCUUGCAUAUAAUAAUCUGACUGGACAUUUCCCAAGCGAGGUAGGAAAGUUGGUCAGUCUUUAUGGGCUAGAUGUUUCACACAGCCAAUUAUCUGGCCAUGUACCACCAUCCCUGGGGAGCUGUCUCGCCAUGGAAUAUAUAGAUUUGAAUGGAAACUUUUUUGAAGGAACCAUCAUAGAUAUCAGAGGGCUGCGAAGCCUCCAAGAGCUGGAUCUGUCCUACAACAAUCUUUCUGGCUCCAUACCUGAAUAUUUGAAACGGAGCAUACAAGACAGGAAAAGCAACACAAAUGAUGUGGAUGAUUUUGCUAUUGCACCCCAUGAAAGGGUAGGGUAUGGUGAGCUUCAUAAGGCAACUUGUGGGUUUUCUUUGAAAAACAUGAUUGGGUCCGGGAAUUUUGGUGUUGUGUACAAAGCAGUUCUUGGUCUUGAGAACAGAGUUGUUUCCGUUAAAGUGUUAAAUCUCAAGAUACGUGGAGCUAGCAAGAGCUUUAUCGCAGAAUGUGAAGCCUUGAAAAGGGCAAGGCAUCGCAACCUUGUGAAGCUCAUAACAGCUUGCUCGAGCAUCGAUUACAAGGGUGAUGAAUUCAGAGCCUUGGUUUAUGAGUUCUUGCCUAAUGGAAGCUUGGAUACGUGGCUGCACCGAGAAAGGCUAGAAGGGAUCAGUGAUACCUCAAGACCCUUGACCCUUCUUGAAAGUUUUAACAUUGCGAUAGACGUGGCUUCUGCUUUGGAGUAUCUUCAUGUUAAUUGUCAUAACCCUAUUGCUCAUUGUGAUCUUAAGCCAAGCAAUGUUCUUCUAGACGAUGAUCUAACAGCCCAUGUUAGUGACUUUGGUCUAGCUCGACUGCUCUUAAAAUUCAACCAAGAGUUCUCCUUUAAUCAACUCAGCUCGGGGGGUGUCAGAGGAACCAUCGGAAAGAAACCAACCAAUGAGUUGUUUGGGGGAAACUUUACACUCCACAGCUAUACCAAGUUGGCAUUGCCGGAACGAGUUUUGGACAUUGCAGACAAAUCUAUUCUUCACAGCAGUCUCAGAGUCGGCUUCCCUAUUGCUGAGUGCUUGAUGCUGGUUUUGGAGUUGGGACUUAGGUGCUGUGAAGAGUUUUCCACUAAUCGGUUGUCAAUGAGUGAAGCUGCAAAACAGCUAUUCACGAUUAGAAAGAGGUUCUUUAAGGCUAGAAGAGCAGCCAGAGGUUAA